GUUAUUUCCUAAUCAACAGUCCCAGGAACAUGCAGCUUUUAGGUUUGCGUUGUCUCAGCUCACAGAACCCCCUAAGCUCCUUCCCCAGAUUGACAUUGUGAACAUUAGUGACAGCUUUGAAAUGACAUACACCUUCUGCUCGCAGUUCUCCAAGGGCGUCUAUGCCAUCUUUGGAUUUUAUGAGAGGAGGACUGUCAACAUGCUCACAUCUUUCUGCGGGGCUCUCCACGUCUGCUUCAUAACACCAAGCUUCCCAGUUGAAACCUCCAACCAGUUUGUUCUUCAGCUUCGCCCAGAGCUCCAGGAUGCCCUCAUCAGUGUCAUCGAGCACUACAGCUGGCAGAAGUUUGUGUACAUUUAUGAUGCUGACCGAGGGUUGUCAGUCCUACAGAAAGUGCUGGACACUGCAGCUGAGAAGAACUGGCAGGUGACAGCUGUCAACAUCCUGACGACAACAGAAGAGGGUUACCGCGUGCUCUUCCAGGAGCUGGAGAAGAAGAAGGAAAGGCUGGUGGUGGUGGACUGUGAAACUGAGCGGCUGAACAUCAUCCUUAACAAGAUCAUCAAGCUUGAAAAAAAUGGGAAUGGGUAUCACUACAUUCUGGCAAAUAUGGGAUUCAUGGACAUUGACCUGACCAAAUUCAGGGAGAGUGGAGCCAAUGUAACUGGAUUCCAGUUGGUGAAUUAUACAGAUACUAUUCCCGCCAGGAUCAUGCAACAGUGGAGGAAUAAUGAUGCCAGAGAGCAUCCACGUGUGGACUGGAAGAGGCCAAAGUACACGUCGGCCCUAACGUACGACGGAGUUCGGGUGAUGGCUGAGGCCUUUCAGAACCUGAGGAGGCAGCGGAUCGACAUCUCCCGUCGCGGCAACGCCGGGGACUGCCUUGCCAACCCAGCUGUGCCCUGGGGACAAGGCAUUGACAUCCAGAGAGCACUGCAGCAGGUCCGUUUUGAAGGAUUAUCUGGCAACGUUCAGUUUAAUGAGAAAGGAAGGAGGACCAACUACACCCUCCAUGUGAUUGAGAUGAAACACGAUGGGAUCAGAAAGAUUGGGUAUUGGAAUGAAGAUGAGAAGUUGGUCCCAACAGCCAUAGACACUCAGAGUGGCAAUGAGUCUACAAGUCUCCAGAACAGGACUUACAUCGUCACGACUAUCCUAGAAGACCCAUACGUGAUGCUCAAGAAGAAUGCCAACCAGUUUGAAGGCAAUGAGAGGUAUGAAGGCUACUGUGUGGAGCUUGCUGCGGAGAUUGCAAAGCAUGUUGGCUACCACUACAGGCUGGAGAUUGUCCGAGAUGGGAAAUACGGAGCCCGGGACCCCGACACCAAGACAUGGAACGGCAUGGUGGGAGAACUGGUUUAUGGGAGGGCGGAUGUGGCUGUGGCACCAUUAACCAUCACUCUGGUUCGAGAAGAAGUUAUAGACUUUUCCAAACCGUUCAUGAGUUUAGGUAUAUCUAUCAUGAUAAAAAAACCUCAAAAGUCCAAACCAGGAGUUUUUUCCUUUCUGGAUCCUUUGGCUUAUGAGAUAUGGAUGUGCAUUGUUUUUGCCUACAUUGGAGUGAGUGUUGUCCUCUUCCUGGUGAGUCGCUUCAGCCCUUAUGAGUGGCACACUGAGGAAUUCGAGGAAGGACGGGACCAGCCAGCCAAUGACCAGACGAAUGAGUUUGGGAUAUUCAACAGUCUCUGGUUCUCCCUAGGAGCUUUCAUGCAGCAAGGAUGUGAUAUUUCCCCAAGGUCUCUCUCCGGCCGUAUAGUUGGUGGUGUCUGGUGGUUCUUCACCUUGAUCAUCAUAUCCUCCUACACAGCUAACCUGGCUGCCUUCCUCACUGUGGAGAGGAUGGUUUCUCCCAUCGAGAGUGCAGAGGACUUGGCCAAGCAGACGGAAAUCGCCUAUGGAACCCUGGAAGCUGGCUCCACUAAGGAAUUUUUUAGGCGAUCCAAAAUAGCAGUGUUUGAGAAGAUGUGGACAUACAUGAAGUCAGCCGAACCCUCCGUUUUUGUGAGGACGACAGAAGAGGGGAUGAUCCGGGUGAGGAAGUCCAAAGGGAAGUAUGCAUACCUCUUGGAGUCCACGAUGAACGAGUACAUCGAGCAGCGGAAGCCUUGUGACACCAUGAAGGUGGGAGGUAACUUGGACUCCAAAGGCUAUGGUAUUGCAACGCCAAAGGGGUCUGCACUGAGAGGUCCCGUAAACCUAGCGGUUUUGAAACUCAGUGAGCAAGGCGUCUUAGACAAGCUGAAAAGCAAAUGGUGGUACGAUAAAGGGGAAUGUGGAAGCAAGGACUCCGGAAGUAAGGACAAGACGAGUGCACUGAGUCUCAGCAAUGUGGCAGGGGUUUUCUAUAUCCUCAUCGGUGGGCUCGGACUGGCCAUGCUGGUUGCCUUAGUCGAGUUUUGUUACAAGUCCAGAAGUGAAUCAAAGCGGAUGAAGGGUUUUUGUUUAAUCCCACAGCAAUCAAUCAACGAAGCCAUACGGACAUCAACCCUUCCCAGGCCGGCUGCAGCAGGAGGCAGUGGAGAAAAUGGACGUGUGGUCAGCCACGAUUUCCCCAAAUCCAUGCAGACGAUCCCAUGCAUGAGCCACAGCACUGGCAUGUCCCUGGGAGCUACAGGAUUAUAAUUGGCCUUUUGACCCAUUGCCUGGGUGAGAGCAGGGGGCAGCCCAACUCCACCCCUCCAGAGCCAAAAAACAUACCCAACACCAACAAGACAAACGAUGAUGACAGAAGGGACAAUUGGAUGGAUCUUCUCAAGGAAAUUAAAUCUGUUUCCCUUUUUAUUUGCAAGCAGAUCCACUGGCAGGAGAACAGAAACAGGUCUGUACUGCAAUAAGGAGAGUGUACUGGGAUUUAACAGACUCGUGAACCGUCCCUGAUCAAAGAACCACUGGAACACUAAUGAGGACUAUGCCAUUUUGUUUUAACUUGGUUGUUAAUAAGUCUUAGUGUGUGCAAUAUAUAUAUUUU
Molecule: messenger RNA, 2969 nt
Organism: Acanthisitta chloris (rifleman)
Lineage: Eukaryota; Metazoa; Chordata; Aves; Passeriformes; Acanthisittidae
Gene: GRIA1
Product: glutamate receptor, ionotropic, AMPA 1
Exons: 15
Coding region: 122-2623 (833 amino acids)
Biological process (GO): monoatomic ion transport; synaptic transmission, glutamatergic; modulation of chemical synaptic transmission
Cellular component (GO): postsynaptic membrane; plasma membrane; dendritic spine
Molecular function (GO): transmitter-gated monoatomic ion channel activity involved in regulation of postsynaptic membrane potential; AMPA glutamate receptor activity
Source: RefSeq, a predicted model, not a curated record